Thecamonas trahens ATCC 50062 is the source of this 869-nucleotide messenger RNA. Its product is annotated as octanoyltransferase. The annotation marks the transcript as partial. Gene Ontology annotation, biological process: protein lipoylation. The record is from RefSeq and is a predicted model, not a curated record. The transcript has a single exon. Gene Ontology annotation, molecular function: lipoyl(octanoyl) transferase activity. Lineage: Eukaryota; Apusomonadida; Apusomonadidae.
CGAUGGUCGGCGAGCUGUUUGCGAUCGAUGGCCAGACGCCGAUGCCGUAUGAGCCAACGCUGGCGGUGCAAGAUGCGAUGCGUGCCGCGGUAUGGCGUGGUGAGAUGGGCAAGAUGCUGCUGCUCGAGCAUAGCCCGGUCUACACCCUUGGCGUCCGAUCACGGAAGACUGAGCUCUCGGAAGAGAUGGUGGCGGCGGCGACGGGUAAGCCGGCGAAUGUGGUCCGCAUCCGCCGUGGUGGCCAGAUCACCUACCAUGGUCCCGGUCAGCUAGUGGGCUACCUGCUGGUCGAUCUCCGCCAGCACGGCGGCUCGGCCAAGUGCUUCAUGCAUGCGCUCGAGCAAGUGGUUAUGGACGCCACCGCCUCGGUGACUGGCAUCGUGGCCGGGCGCAACGCCGAUCAUCCGGGCGUCUGGGUCGGCGGUCGCAAGAUUGCUGCCAUUGGCGUCUCAUUCUCAAAACACGUCUCGAUGCACGGCUUUGCGCUCAACGUCGACAACUCAGACGGCCAGCUUGACAACGCAUUCGGCGCCAUCGUCCCGUGUGGCAUCAACGACCCUGGACUCGCCGUCGCUUCACUCGACGAUCUGGUCGCUGCAGAGCCUGCCGCUACGGCUGCCGUUGCCGCUGCUGGUCGUCCGCUGAAGGACGCGCUGCGGUCUGCGCUGGUACAUGCUGUGGCGGGCGAGUUCAAUCUCGAGCUCAGAGACAGCCUCGGGCCGCUCGCCGAGAGCCAUCGCGGCGACGGCGCCGGUCUUGCCGCCGCCCUCUGCCAUCGGUUUAGUCCACCACCAGCAUAAUGCCCCCGACACUCGGAAGCAACGCUGCCUCAAGUCAUGUCUCUCCGCUCAGCUGCUUGAGAAAGACGG